Messenger RNA from Passer domesticus (house sparrow), 3698 nucleotides. It is a transcript of the gene TEX2, whose product is annotated as testis expressed 2. NCBI's taxonomy places the organism in Eukaryota, Metazoa, Chordata, Aves, Passeriformes, Passeridae. Gene Ontology annotation, molecular function: lipid binding. Gene Ontology annotation, cellular component: endoplasmic reticulum. The record is from RefSeq and is a predicted model, not a curated record. The transcript has 13 exons. The coding region runs from base 275 to 3640 and encodes 1121 amino acids.
CGUCCCCCCGCGGGGCCCGGAUUGGCGGCGCCGCCGCCUCCCCGCCGCUGCCGCCGCCCGGCGCGGGCAGGAGCGGCCAGUGCCAUGAGCCGGGGCUGAGGCGAGGGGCCGGGGCAGUGCCGAGAGCCGCGGCUGAAGGUUGAGUGUUCCCAGAAACCUUAACACUGCUGAGAGAUUUCAGGCAAGCUGAAAGCAGUGCCUGACAGUUUCAGAAAAUUCUGUGAGUGGCUGAAAAGAUGCACUAAGAGACUCUGACGCAUCUCUGGAACCUGCAAUGACAAGUCGGAACAGUAGCCAUGCAGACAAAACUGGUGAAAUGUCCUCAAAGCAGUCAACACCAAAAGUGCAGGUCCAACGAUCUGUCUCCCGAGAAACCAUCACAAUUCAUUUCUCUGCAUUUGGGAAGGAGGAAGAAGAGGAGGAAGAGGAGUUUAAAGAGUUUCUUGAUGAGGAACUAGAUGACCAAAGCAUUGUAACAGCACUUGAAGCCAAGGAAGACCUCUGCUUUGAGCAUACCGGCCAUGACCUUUUUGGUCCAGCUACCUCGCUUAACGUGGCCAACUCUGCAUUACCGCUGUCCUCACCGCCUGCAGUCCUGCCAGCUGCAGAAACUGUAAAGCUGUUGGAUUCUCCUUCCCCAUCCCAAGUACUCAGUGCAGUGCCACCAGUCCUGUCUCCAUCGUCACACUCAUGUCACACAUUCGGCUCAUCAGGUGCAGCAGCACCACCUGUGGAACAGAAAUCCAGUCUGUCUUCCCCGUCCUCAUCCCCUUCCAGAUCAGUCGCCUGCUCUAGUGGAUCAUCCACAGUUUCUAGUUCAAAGCCUUUUAAGGGGUUAGUCAAGUCCUUUUCAACAGAAGUGGAACCAAAAGAACCCACCCCACCGAUGCGACAUAGACACUUAAUGAAAACCUUGGUGAAAUCUCUGUCUACAGACACUUCUAAGCAGGAGUCUGAAGCUGUGUCUUACAGGCCACCUGACUCGAAACUGAACUUGCAUCUGUUCAAACAGUUCACUCAACCUCGAGCUACAGGUGGUGAUUCUAAAACUGCCCCCUCCUCUCCAUUAACAUCCCCCUCCGACACUCGUUCCUUUUUUAAAGUACCUGAAAUGGAGGCUAAAAUUGAAGAUACGAAGAGACGCCUUUCUGAGGUAAUCUAUGAGCCUCUUCAGCUGCUCAGCAAAAUAAUGGGUGAUGAAAGUAGUAGCCACAGGCCCAAAGCCUUAUCUUCAAGUGCUUCAGAACUCUCAAACCUUUCCAGUUUGAAUGGCCAUUUGGAAAGCAAUAACAACUACAGCAUUAAGGAGGAGGAGUGUGAUUCUGAAGGGGAUUUCUCUGGGGGUGACUUGAGCCUGACUACAAGCGAUCAGUCAAGAGGGGCAGAAGAACAUACGAAAGAGAUGGAGACUAAAAGCUCUCAGUCUGCAAGCACAAAGGAUGUGGGGUCAAAACCUUCACUUGUACUUGAAAAAUGUUUGUUGUCUGCACUAGUGAGCAGGGAGGAUGAGGAGUUUUGUGAACUGUAUUCCGAAGACUUUUUCUUGCUAGAGGAAGAAAGCAAAACUGAUAAACCUGCUGAAACUGUGGUGGAACCUGAGAUGACUGAGGAAACUGUUACUAUGCUCAGUAGUGAAGAUGAAAAUAAUCUGGAUGUGCAACAGUCUGAAAUACCAGUGAAAACUUUAUACUUAUUAAUACUGUUAGUCUAUGCUUACCUUAUUAUCCCUCUCCCUAGCUAUUUAAGUGGACUUUUACUUGGAAUGGCCCUUGGAUUUAUGGUAGCUGUCUGUGUGAUUUGGCUUCUUAUUCCACGUACUCAUGAGUAUCUCAAAUUGCAUAAAAGCAUGAAAAAGCGAUGGAAUACAGGAGCUCUAGACAUCAAAGAACCUGAAAUACUGAAGGGAUGGAUGAAUGAAAUUUAUAAUUAUGAUCCAGAAACAUACCAUGCUACGUUGACUCACUCUGUCUAUGUGCGACUUGAAGGCAGCACCCUACGACUUUCAAAACCCAAUAAAAAUAUUUCUAGGAGAGCUGUGUACAAUGAGCCAAAGCCUGAAGUCACAUAUGUCAGUCAAAAAAUUUAUGAACUAACAGACAGCAAGAUUUCCCUGGUUCCCAAGAGCCUGGCACGGAAACGCAUUUGGAAUAAGAAAUACCCAAUUUGCAUUGAACUCGCCAAGCAGGAUGACUUCAUGGCCAAGGCCCAGCCUGAGAAGGAGACUGCAGAGGAGAAACCUGCUGAAAAGGGGGACUCGAACAAUGAGGAAUCCAAGAAGCCUCAGGAUGGAGCCAAGUCCACUUGCCAAAAGGAUCAAGUGCUUUACCUCUUUGGAAGGACGGGCAGGGAGAAGGAGGAGUGGUUCAGGAGGUUCCUUCUCGCAUCAAAGCUCAAGUCUGAAGUAAAGAAGCAACCCAGUGGGAGCAAGCCAGGGGUGCUGCCAGCACACAGCAGAGCUGAUAGUCAGUCUGGAGUGCUCACACACAGCCGGAGCAGCAGCAAGGGAAGCGCAGAAGAAAUCACAUCCCAGCCAAAGCACAAGGACCUGGCUGGCAACGUGAGGCAGAAAAUGCUUCUGGACUACAAUAUUUAUAUGGCAAAGUGUGUUCCACAAGAAAAGAAAAGCCCUUCAGGUAGUCCAGUCCUCAGUGCAGACAGCAGCCCUACAGCUGUGAAAAAGUUGUCAGAUGCCAGUGUGGAAGCUGAAGAAGAGGAACAGGAGGCCUGGGUGAACGCUCUGCUUGGAAGAAUAUUUUGGGAUUUUUUAGGAGAGAAGUAUUGGUCUGAUCUAGUGUCGAAGAAGAUCCAAAUGAAGCUUAGCAAAAUAAAGCUGCCCUACUUCAUGAAUGAGCUGACUCUGACUGAGCUUGACAUGGGGAUAGCAGUGCCCAAGAUCCUUCAAGCCUUCAAACCUUCUAUUGAUCACAGAGGACUUUGGGUUGAUCUGGAAAUGUCCUACAAUGGAUCUUUUCUAAUGACCCUGGAGACCAAGAUGAAUUUGACCAAACUUGGUAAAGAGCCACUUGGGGAGGCGUUUAAGGUUGGCGAGAUCGGCAGGGAAGGUUUCAGGCCAAGGGCGUAUUGUCUUGCAGACAGCGAUGAGGAAUCCUCCAGCGCUGGCUCUUCGGAGGAGGAUGAUGCUCCUGAGCUGGCAGGAGAGAAGCAGGUGACCCCAGGAGCAGAAGGGUAUGUUGGAGGACAUCGGACAAGUAAAAUCAUGAGAAUUGUGGAUAAAAUUACGAAGUCAAAAUACUUUCAGAAAGCAACAGAGACUGAGUUUAUUAAGAAAAAAAUUGAAGAGGUCUCCAAUACUCCAUUGCUGCUAACAGUUGAAGUACAGGAGUGCAGAGGAACACUAGUGAUUAACAUUCCACCUCCACCCACUGACAGAAUAUGGUACGGCUUCCGAAGGCCUCCCUACCUGGAGUUAAAAGCGCGGCCAAAACUUGGUGAGAGAGAAGUGACUCUGGUCCAUGUAACAGACUGGAUAGCAAGGAAACUGGAACAAGAGUUCCAGAAAAUCUUUGUCAUGCCAAACAUGGAUGAUGUCUAUAUUCCUUUAAUGCACUCAGCCAUGGAUCCCCGCUCCUCCACAUGCCCUCCUCAAGAUCUGAGCACUGAGGCCUCUGAUCAACCAUGACAUGUGAAGACUCUUGCAGUUUACAGUAUUAUAAAAGUUACUCUCAUGGUUUUAUAAA